Messenger RNA from Scophthalmus maximus (turbot), 1934 nucleotides. It is a transcript of the gene alg12, whose product is annotated as ALG12 alpha-1,6-mannosyltransferase. Gene Ontology annotation, biological process: protein N-linked glycosylation. Gene Ontology annotation, cellular component: endoplasmic reticulum membrane. Gene Ontology annotation, molecular function: alpha-1,6-mannosyltransferase activity. The coding region runs from base 39 to 1505 and encodes 488 amino acids. Lineage: Eukaryota; Metazoa; Chordata; Actinopteri; Pleuronectiformes; Scophthalmidae. The record is from RefSeq and is a predicted model, not a curated record. The transcript is spliced from 9 exons.
CUGCUUUGACCGGAAGUGGCAGCCGGCUCACAGCUGUCAUGGCCGAAAAGAGGAGCGCUUCGGGGCUUCCACUGCUCUUCCUGUUGAUUUCUGUGGCUCUCUUGCACUUGUUCAUUUGUCCGUUCGCCAAGGUGGAGGAGAGCUUUAACCUACAAGCGGCGCACGACAUUUUGUAUCACAGACUUGACUUUGACAAGUAUGACCACCACGAAUUCCCUGGUGUGGUGCCCCGGACGUUCCUCGGCCCUCUCUUUCUCUCCGCGCUCUCCUCCCCCGUCGUGUUUCUGUCCUCCCUGCUGGAUGCACCGAAGUUCUACACACAGCUGAUAGUCCGAGCAUCCCUGGGGGUUUGUGUUAUUGGUGCACUGUGGCACAUGCAGAGAGAGGUGCGGCGGCAGUUUGGCUCUACAGUCGCAACACUCUUCUGUUUGACAUGCGCUUCGCAGUUUCACCUCAUGUUCUACAGCACCAGGACACUCCCUAAUGUAUUUGCGCUACCCAUAGUUCUUGUCGCAUUUACGUCUUGGAUGGCUCAGAAACACGUCCGCUUCGUCGGCCUGUCUGCUUUGGUCAUCAUCGCGUUCCGCUCAGAGCUCUGCAUCUUCAUGGGUCUCAUGUUGUUGACGUCGCUGCUGAGCAGGAAGCUGGGACUGCUGCGGCUGCUCUACUACGCUGUUCCUGCCGGGAUCUUGUCCGUGGCUCUCACAGUGGUGGUCGACACCUUCUUUUGGAGGAAGCUUCUGUGGCCCGAAGGUCAAGUUUUGUGGUACAACACUUUUCUCAACAAAAGUUUCAACUGGGGAACCUCCCCCUUCUUCUGGUACUUUUACUCUGCCGUGCCCCGCGCCCUGGGCUGCACGCUGCUCUUCGUCCCCCUCGGCCUCCUUGACAGGCGCAUGAGGCUGCUGCUGCUCCCAACAAUAGGCUUCAUCCUCGUCUACUCGCUGCUGCCCCACAAGGAGCUGCGCUUCAUAAUAUACACGUUCCCCGUGCUCAGCCUGGUGGCCGCCCGAGGCUGUUCUUUCAUUUUGUGCAACUACCAGAAAUCCUGGAUGUACAAACUGGGCUCUGCGGUUGUGGUUGGCCAGCUGUUGACCAACGCAGCGUACACCAGCAUCUGUCUCUACGUGUCCCACCACAACUACCCAGGGGGGCGCGGGAUGCAGGAACUACACAGGCUGUUGCCAGCCACUGCAGACGUGUUUGUUCAUAUCGACACCUAUGCUGCUGAAACUGGAGUAUCACGGUUCUUGGAGCAAAACAGAAACUGGAUGUAUGACAAACGGGAGGACAUGGAUCCCACAAAUCCUGGAAUCAGAAUGUACUCACACCUGCUAAUGGAGGCUGACGUUACUAAGAUACAGCUGCUCCAGGACACGCACAGGCCUCUGGCCUUCAUAGACGGUUACAGCAACACAGCCCUCAGCAUGUUUCAGUUCCCUCCGGUCAGUGUGAGACUCGAGAGAAGAACUGUGCUGAUGGAGAGAAAGACUGAGCGAUUUUAACGGGACCGUGGUGUUGGAAUUACGUUUUCCUAGUGACCAGACACUGUGUAACACCAGAUUUCUCACAGGUUAUAAUCCUACGUAGUGAGACAUGAAGGGGGUUUUUCCAGGUGUGAAAGAAGUUUCUUCAUAGUCUGUUACAUUCCACUACAAUCCUCCACAAUGUUAACAUGGAGCAGCGGAACAAUACACGUGUCGUUGCAUCUUUGUUGAUGUUUAACGAGUUACACCAGUUCAAAUGGUUGGCUAUUCGAAUGUUAAGACCGAUACUGGACCUGUAAUGUCGUGAGAAUGGCGAAACAUGAACAAGAUGUUAUCUUCCCAAAAGAGCUUUGUAUCGUUUGCCUCAGAAUGUCAUUUGUAUAUUUUGUUAAUUCCAUUCCAUAGAUAAAUAAAGCUGAAUCUGGCUGCAGAGCAAAAACAAUCAAA